Molecule: messenger RNA, 1093 nt
Organism: Nanorana parkeri
Lineage: Eukaryota; Metazoa; Chordata; Amphibia; Anura; Dicroglossidae
Gene: SNAI1
Product: snail family transcriptional repressor 1
Exons: 3
Coding region: 25-810 (261 amino acids)
Biological process (GO): regulation of DNA-templated transcription
Molecular function (GO): DNA-binding transcription factor activity, RNA polymerase II-specific; RNA polymerase II cis-regulatory region sequence-specific DNA binding
Source: RefSeq, a predicted model, not a curated record
CCUGCUGCUUCCUCGUCAGCAAAGAUGCCUCGAUCAUUCCUGGUGAAGAAACACUUCUGUGCCUCCAAGAAACCCAACUACAGCGAGCUGGAGAGUCAGACAGUGUACAUCUCGCCAUUCCUCUAUGACAAGUACCCCAUACCUGUCAUACCCCACCCGGAGAUCCUGACAACCGGAGCUUACUUCCCGCCACUGGUCUGGGACACCAGCUUGCUCACCACCUUCUUCACCACCACUGACCCCGACUACAGCAAGUCCCCCAGCUCCACGUCAAGCGGCGACGACUCCAAGCCCCUGGACCUCACGUCCUUCUCCAGCGAGGACGACGAGGGCAAGACCUCCGACCCCCCCAGCCCGGCGUCCUCGGCCACGGAAGCCGAGAAGUUCCACUGCAACCAAUGCAACAAGUCUUACUCUACUUUCGCUGGACUGUCCAAACAUAAGCAACUGCACUGUGACUCGCAAACCAGAAAAUCCUUCAGCUGCAAAUACUGUGACAAGGAAUAUGUCAGCCUGGGGGCCCUGAAGAUGCACAUCAGGAGCCACACUCUUCCUUGUGUCUGCAAAAUCUGCGGCAAAGCCUUCUCCAGACCGUGGCUUCUACAGGGGCAUAUCCGAACUCACACAGGUGAAAAGCCGUUCUCCUGCACGCAUUGUAACCGUGCCUUCGCCGACCGCUCAAACCUCCGAGCCCACCUGCAGACGCACUCGGACGUCAAGAAGUAUCAGUGCAAAACCUGCUCCAGGACUUUCUCCAGAAUGUCGCUCCUUCACAAGCACGAGGAGACGGGCUGUUCGGGAAGCCACUGAGCGCUCCCUCGUGCGCCUGAUUGACUGUUAGAGACAGUGCAGAGAGAGAGAGAGCCAAGCCUCUCCCCGAGUUUCAAAUAUUCCCUGGCUAUGGUGUAGCAAGCGCACAGCAAUCACGUGGGGGACCUAUUACACUUAUAUAUAUAUAUAAAAAAAGAAAUGCUCUUAGGUGCCGAAAUUAGCUCUCUGCCUUCCAGACUUUCCUUGCAGUCUCCUAGAUAACACUACAUUCAAGAUAUGUGCACAUUAGACUGUUACUCAGUAUUCUAAAUGAACUUUAAAA